CAUUUUGUGAGACCUGUGACAUGAAGUAGGACAGGCAGCAGCAAUUUGAAGAGCUCAGUCAUAAAUCUGUUUCUGAACGUCGACGGAUUUACUGGAGACUCUUCUCAAAGCGUGCUUGAAUUAGAACCUGUAAAUUUCACCAAAACUUCAUAAUGGAGUUCUUACUAUCCAAAGGAGAUUAUAUUAAAUCGUUCAAAAGAUCUUUCUUGCUAGUUUUAGUAUGCAUAAUAGUUCUUGUAUGCACUGAUCAGGACUACUAUAGUUUACUUGGAGUAUCCAAAGAAGCAAGUAGUAGAGAAAUACGUCAAGCAUUCAAAAAACUGGCACUAAAGUUGCACCCUGAUAAAAAUCAGAAUGAUCCAAAUGCACAUGAAAAUUUUUUGAAAAUAAAUAGAGCAUAUGAAGUACUUAAAGAUGAAGAUCUGCGGAAGAAGUACGAUAAAUACGGAGAGAAAGGCCUUGAAGAUCAGCAGCAAGGAGGCCGUUAUGAAAGCUGGCACUUUUAUCGCUAUGAUUUUGGUAUUUAUGAUGAUGAUCCUGAAAUUAUAACAUUGGAUAGGGGAGAAUUUGAUGCUGCUGUUAACUCAGGAGAACUGUGGUUUGUGAAUUUUUAUUCUCCUAGAUGCUCCCACUGCCAUGAUUUAGCACCUACGUGGAGGGAGUUUGCUAGGGAGAUGGAUGGAGUAAUACGCAUUGGAGCUGUCAACUGUGGAGAUAACAGAAUGCUUUGUCGAAUUAAAGGGAUUAACAGUUACCCAAGUCUGUAUGUUUUCAAAACUGGAAUGCAACCAGUGAAGUAUUAUGGAGAUAGGUCAAAAGAAAGCUUGAAGAACUUUGCCAUGCAGUAUGUUACAAGCACUGUUACUGAGUUAUGGGCAGGAAACUUUGUUAAUGCCAUUGAAACUUCAUUUGCUUCUGGUGUUGGUUGGCUGAUCACCUUCUGUGCUGAACGUGGGGAUUGCUUGAGUUACCAGACACGCCUUAAGCUAGCUGGCAUGUUGGAAGGUCUUGCUAAUGUAGGCUGGAUGGACUGUGGCACCCAGGGUGAGCUUUGUGAUAAUUUAGAUAUCUCAACUAGUACCACAGCAUACUUUCCACCUGGAGCCACCAUAAAUAACAAAGAGAAAGGAGGUGUUUUGUUUCUUAACUCCUUGGAUGCCAGAGAAAUAUAUCAGGAAGUAAUGAAGCAUCUGCCAGACUUUGAAGUUAUCUCUGCAGCAUCAUUAGAGGACCGUCUGGCUCAUCACCGGUGGCUGAUUUUCUUCCAGUUUGGGGAAAAGGAUAAAUCAAAUGUGCAGGAAUUUAAGAAACUUAAAUUUUUACUUAAAGAUGAACACAUUCAGGUUGGCAAGUUUGACUGUCUUUCCUCACCCACCAUCUGCAACAAACUGUAUGUGUAUCAACCUUGUUUAGCAGUCUUCAAAGGAAAAGGAACUGGAGAUUAUGAAAUUCAUCAUGGAAAGAAGAUCUUAUAUGACGUUGUUGCAUUUGCCAAAGAAAGUGUCAACUCUCAUGUUAUCACACUGGGACCUCAGAAUUUUCCUGACAAAGAGAAGGAACCGUGGCUUGUAGACUUCUUUGCACCGUGGUGUCCUCCUUGUCGAGCUUUGUUACCAGAGCUGAGGAAAGCAUCAGUACAUCUUUAUGGUCAGCUUAAAUUUGGAACGCUAGACUGUACUGUCCACGAAGGGCUUUGCAACAUGCAUAACAUUCGAGCCUAUCCUACAACGGUUGUAUUCAAUCAAUCCGAUGUUCAUGAAUACGAAGGACAUCACUCUGCUGAGCAGAUCUUGGAGUUUAUAGAGGAUCUUAGGAAUCCAUCAGUGGUCUCACUAACACCAGAGACAUUCGUUGAAUUAGUUCAGAGAAGAAAACGAGAGGAAAUCUGGAUGGUUGACUUCUAUGCUCCGUGGUGUGGACCUUGUCAGGCUUUAAUGCCAGAAUGGAAAAAAAUGGCCAGGAUGUUAAAUGGAUUAAUCAGUGUGGGCAGUGUGGAUUGUCAAAAAUACUAUUCUUUCUGUCACCAAGAAAGCGUUCGGGGAUAUCCUGAAAUAAGACUCUUUCCUCAAAAAUCGAACACAGCUCAUCAAUAUUAUAGCUACAACGGAUGGCACAGAGAUUCAUACUCACUGAGAGGCUGGGCAUUGGGAUACUUACCACAAGUGUCUGUAGAUUUGACUCCUCAGAGUUUCACAGAAAAAGUUCUGAAUGGAAAAGAUCACUGGGUCAUUGAUUUUUAUGCUCCUUGGUGUGGACCUUGCCAAAAUUUUGCUCCUGAAUUUGAGAUCCUUGCAAGGACGGUUAAAGGAAAAGUAAAAGCUGGGAAAGUAGACUGCCAGGCAUAUGCUCAGACCUGUCAAACUGCUGAUAUCAGAGCCUACCCUACUGUCAAGUUUUACCCCUACCAAGGAACAAAGAAAAACAUUCUUGGUGAACACAUAGACAGCAGAGAUGCAAAAACUAUUGCUGACCUUUUGAAUGAAAAAUUAGAAGCAAUUCAAAAUAAAGGAAAAAGAAAAAAAUCUAGAAAUAAGGAUGAACUGUAAGUGGUUCUGGAGAUAGAAACAAUUCAAACAUUCUGAAGCUGUGAAAAUAGAAGACACCAGGAGGAAAAUAUAAGGCUGAGUACAUUUCAUGACAGGACAGAAGAGCUGAAAACUAUUUUGAGUUCAGAGGCAUGUGUGACUGUCUGAAUUCUGUUUUAACUGUGGCGAGAUUAAAGCAUUUUGGGUCUGGUGGAGGCAUUUGCCAUUUCUGUAAAUGAAUUCUGCAUAUCCCUUUUCUGAUGUAACAACUACUCUCUUCUAGUCGGACAUUGGAGUUGACCAGAAAUGUGGACGAUAUCACUUUAGCCUACCCCUUUACUAGUUCCUUAUAUUUUUCUGUCUUUUUUCAAAUGCUUUUUGAAUGUGGGACUCAGCCUGUGGCUGAAUAUGCACUCAGACCACUCUGCGAUGCAGAAACACGAGGGAUUGUCUACUGGAAGGACAGAGUUACCUCAUGAUUAAUCUGCUUUAGAGUUGCAUUAUUGUGUUGUCGAU
Messenger RNA from Dryobates pubescens (Downy woodpecker), 3041 nucleotides. RefSeq names its product DnaJ heat shock protein family (Hsp40) member C10 (gene DNAJC10). Gene Ontology annotation, molecular function: disulfide oxidoreductase activity. Gene Ontology annotation, cellular component: endoplasmic reticulum. Bases 153 to 2546 code for a protein of 797 amino acids. The record is from RefSeq and is a predicted model, not a curated record. The transcript has 22 exons. Lineage: Eukaryota; Metazoa; Chordata; Aves; Piciformes; Picidae. Gene Ontology annotation, biological process: protein folding in endoplasmic reticulum.